This is a messenger RNA of Salvelinus sp. IW2-2015, 1371 nucleotides long. The record is from RefSeq and is a predicted model, not a curated record. NCBI's taxonomy places the organism in Eukaryota, Metazoa, Chordata, Actinopteri, Salmoniformes, Salmonidae.
AUGGUACACACAUCCCAUGCCCAGCCUCCCCUCCCUCUCUCCCUCCCGGCCAAAAUCGUUGUCCCCCCUCCCUGGCACGCUCUGCCCCUGUUGCAGGCUGAUCUGGGCUCACUGUUCUCCAACUCCAGCCCCUUCGCCUUCUCCCAGUCCCUGCUCAUGGUGCCUCCGGCUGGGGAUGCCUCCAAAGCGGGGGUCCGGGCUUCAUUCGGGCCUUACUCUGUCAGCCAGCCUCCAUUGGGUCUGUGUGUGGUGACCCUGGCCCUACCUAAGGACUGGUUUGAGGCGGAGCAGACCAGCCAGCCCUACCUCGGCCCCAACCAGCGUGCCAGGCACACACACCGACACCGCACCCGUAACCGGGGACGACGGCACGAGGGUGUUGUCGUCGGUGGAGCCGGUGGCAUCCCCUUCCCAGGCGCCCUCAGACACAGCCCCGCCCACACCGGAGACCACAUCCAGUUAUACUACUCAUUGUUCGGCACAGCGUCCAACAUCAAACUAGCACCCCCUAGGUGUGUGGAAGACAAAUUUCCACAGUCUCAGAGACAGUUGAUUUAUAUAGGAGCUGUGACUCUGAGGGAGUACAAUAAGGGGAAAGAGGCCAACAGGACCAAAGAGGAAAUAGACUGUUGCAAUGGACAGGAAGAGGAGGAGCUAAGGUUGGAUUCCAACGUGCUGAUUCGCUAUCGCAGGGGACCGGUCRGCACGGGACAGCCAAUAGGGAUUUCUGUGAACCUGAGGGCCAAUUUCAGUGCAGAGUUUGUUGUUAUCCGACUGAAGGUGAAGAAAGGCCUUUUGUCUCUGGUUGCCCAGCGCUCUCUGAACUCUGAUCUCUGGGUUGUGAACCUGGAGAAAACCCAGGGCUCCAAACAUGACGUCAUCUCCAUCAUCUGCCACAAACUGGCGGGACACAUGGACAGCGACAGUCCCGCUGCUCUGCAGCAGGUUGCCUGUCUGUCAGUGGACGGCUUGCGAAGGAGUUUCGGGGUUGCCAUGACUGUAUCGGCCAGCUGGUGGGUGGAGUACUCAGACCGUAAUAACCCUCCGCCACCACACGGCGGAGUAGUGAGRAGCUUCUCCUUCACUGACAGAGAGAUUGUGGGCAUCUCUCCCAUAACUGAGAGUGGCAUGAUCAUCAACACGGCCAUCUUGACCAGCGAGCCCGUGUCACUUCCUGUCAUUGUGCUGGCAGUGGGGCAUGAUGGGAAGGUGUCUGAUAUCACCGCGGCGGUGAAGUGUCAGUCGUCCAAUGAUGAUAUCAUCAAGCUUCUGGACAACAGAACAGCAWUCACUAACCUCGAUUUGAAUGACAAUUUCUACUUCAGCCAGUUGGCACCUCUGGACGUCAGGUACCUCUGGACCAAGCCAUAA